ACGGAAAUGCCCGUUUCCAUAACAAUUUAGUAUUAUUUCCUUAUUUUUUUAAUCGGGUUUUUUCAACAGUAUCGUCUGUAUAGUUACAAUUACCGGACAAUGAGGAAGUAGUGCUUUGAUUAAGAUCCAAUGUAUAAAACACAUCAGUAAUAUUUUUGCAAUUUAUUGUGGAUCUUCUACUUCGCUGGAUAGACACCGAGUCUGUUUUUGUAUAUAACUGGUGAUUUGCGUUAAUUAAGAAACGUGUAGAUAUGGUGAACAGACCCUGAUUCUACAUGGAGUAAGAAAUAAUCAACAUUGACUGAUUGACAUCAUGACGAAUAUGGCGUUGAUUAUCUGUUUAUCAGUGUUGUACAUUCUGCUUGCAAUAGGUACUACCAGUGGAUCAUCAGAUUGGCAUGCAUUAGAACACAACUCCUAUAGAUAUGUUGAUACUCAUCGGACCUUCCAGGAUGCUCGAGAAUACUGCCAGAAGUUUGGCGGAGAUCUGGCCCAACUUAAGACGCGAGAAAUUAAUGACUUUGUGCAGACGUUGAUAGGCAAUCAAUCUGUCUGGUUUGGGCUCACUGAUCUCGAAGAGAACUGCGACUACCAGUGGAUUGAUGGGUCUUUGCUUAACCAUACAUUUACCGCAUGGAAUGCCAGUGAUGCGUCUCUAUGUCAUGCUAGCAGCCACUGCGUCCAUCUACUAGCGCAUGGUAGAUGGCAGGAACACAACUGUUCUUCCCCGAGUUCGUUUGUGUGCGAACACUCAGAUUUCCACAGAGUGAUUAAACGACCAGCCGAUGUCUACCUGUGGGUUUCUAAUCCGUUUGCUCCUGUCUCUGAUCUUAAAGUCUUGGUAAUUACGCGCCAACAGCAGGAGAGGAUCGCUUGCAAACAUGUCACCUACGACACGAGAGAUGCGCUUACCCAACACAUCUCGAGUAGUAUCGUGUCACUAUCGAUACCCUCAUCGUCUGCCGUCCAUGAAUUGCUGUUAGAUCCGAAUUCCAACUACCACGCAGCCGGUAAAAUUGUUUGCGGAAUUUCAUCGGAGUUUGAUGAGCACACAACCACCGUAUCAGCAUUUCAUCUUGUACCUGGCAGAGACGCGCAACCGAAUUUAGGGCGAUUUACAGUGACGGCCUACCCAGGAACACCAGUUCGUCUGGGAAUGAAUAAAGUCAGGCGUCUUGAUGGUUUACGUUUGCUAAUUCUUGCAUGGACUUUCUACAUGUCGAGUAAUACUAAUGACAGAGGUGAUAUAUUUUCGCCUUAUUUGGGCGACACAGCUCACGUUGAAACGUCUGCUGGCGAGGAGCACGAGGGAGCCUACGUCGCAAGGAUUUAUGAUACGGACAACUGUCGCACAUUCGGAUUCAACGGCAGUGUUAUUCAAUUAAUAGUUCCUGAUUGCCCUGCAGGAAGAUGGGGUCCUCCAGCGUGUCUGGGUAUCUGUGAUCCCUGCUACAAUGGAGGGAUCUGUCAUGAUCUUUCUGGAUCGUGUGUCUGUCCACCUGGAUUCACCGGAGACAAUUGUCUGACAGCUUGUGGCAAGCAUCGGUUCGGUUCAGAUUGUGAAAUCGCAUGUGGCCUUGGCCAGGAGUUGAACAUUUCUUGUGCAGGAAGCCAGAUCUGUCGCCCCGAUCCUUAUGGCUGCAACUGCAUGUCGGGGUACACUGGGAAAUGUUACCGGACAUGUGAAGCUGGUUUGUACGGCGUGGACUGUAAUCAGACUUGCCACUGCUCAGGAGGGUCAGCCUGUGAUGUCUUCAGCGGUGAAUGUCCGGGGGAAUGUGAAAACGGCUGGUCUGGUCCAAGCUGUCAAGUUCCCGAAACUUGCCCUGAUGGGUUUUACGGCGAGCACUGCAGUAAGGUAUGUCACUGUCCUACCGUAUCCUGUGAUCAGCUGACCGGUUACUGCGUCGAUGUGGACGGUGCUUGCGCUAAUGGGUAUGUGACGGAUCCCUCGAGGGACACGUAUUGCGAUGUCUACGUUGGUUGUUUUGACUCGUGUUCCAAGACAUGCCGUUGUUCCGAAGGAGCCUCAGGUUGUAAUUCUGUAACGGGCGGGUGUUUCUCUGGAACAUGCCUCUCUGGAUGGGAUGGACCAGCCUGUCAGACUGUCAUAGAUGAUGGAUCGACCACCACUGUGAGCGAGACCUCUGAACCUGACAUCACGGGGAGAAGCUUGAGAAGCGCCUGGUCUGGUGGGAGCGCGUUGUGGGCGCUCUUAGGGAUCACACUCGUCUGUCUCGUUGUGUGUCUUGGUGUAUUAUUCGGCAAGAGGGUUUGCGGCAGAGUGUCAUCGAAACCACCACAGACGGGUAGGUCAUCGAUGUCUUCACCCGCGGGACUAAUGUCACCUUCCCCUGAUGAUCACGUACAUAAAAACCCGGCGUUCUCUGCCGACGUAGACCCUCCCGAUAACACCUACCAACCGCUCAUCAAGGGCUCCAGCGUUGCGGGGACCAAUAUCGCAAUGGCGUCUUCAAGUAACGAGUACGUUGACGAGAACCGGCCUCACUCUGUCGACGUUGGUACACCCGAAGACGCAUAUCAGCCUCUCUACAAGGGCCCCAGUUCAUCGGGGAGCAAGACGCUAAAGAUAGAAGAUUCGUACGAUUAUGUGUCGCCAAUAGAGGUCUCCGGUAGUUCCAAGCCCAGGGUCCCAAAGAGCAGGGAUCCGAACGAGUAUGAAAUGCCCAUCAGUCCAUCUGACGGUGUUUACCAGAACAGUAGCUUCAAAGUACUGUUACAAUUUCCAAACUAAAACAGCUCGGAUCGAUUUGAUAUGAUUCGUCAGGAAUACAUGCAUUGAAAACAUGAAAUACAUGAUAAAGUUUUAAAAUUCUUGACAAAAUAACAAGUAAAAGCUGUUUCAUGCGUUAUCUUGUUAAAGAGAAUGAGUUCUGGUUUAGGCGAACAGUAAUUUGUCAUUCUCAUAUCGUAGUAGAAAAUAUUCUAUAGGCAGGGUUAUCUUUUAAUGCACCAAUAUCCAAAUUAUGACUAAUACGAGCUGAAGAGUUUGAACAAGGCUUUCAUACCACAAGCAUGUAAAUUACCAUUUAUGCAUUACAUGUGAUUUUCAGAAAAACUUUAAGUCAAUUUAUUACCAUUUUAUCACUGAUUUCAAACUUAUUGUGUAUCUCCGUUCUCAAUUACUUCAUUGGGAACCUUUUCCAAAUUACCUCUAGACAAUUUUUCACAAAUCAAUCACAUUAACAUAACCCAUCUUUAUCUUUAACUUCAACUUACAAAUUGAAUUGAUAUGGUGUAUUCACGUUGUGGUGUGUGAUAGGACCUAUCAAUAUGGAAAUAUCCAUUUAGCUAUUUAGUGUAUGGAUAUGACCUACUUUUAACUAAUUUUGAAACUAUGUACAUGUAGUUUAAAUAGUAUGGACAUUUUAUCUAGCGUUCCUGAAGGUGGUUCUCAAGUCGGGAGGAAAGACGCGAUGGUCAUAGUGAAAGAGCCCAUUUUUCAUGCAAGUUAGCUUGGGAAUGUUCGAAGUAACGUAUACAUAUAUGGUACGCAUCUAUCUUCUUGUUUGGUCAAAAUUUAAUACUCUCAACAUUGUUACGCAGUUUCUUUUUAAAGAAUGGAUUGUGAUUUGUGUGAUUUUGAUUCAAAUGGCUUUGUGGUAGGGUUUAAUAAUGAUAGUGUAAAAUAUUCAGACUAAUUUGCGGGUUCCUUUGAAAGUGAGAUGGAGAAAAUCAAAGGAGAAAACUAAGGCGUUAACAUUACCGAAUACUUGUUGUUAAACUUUGCGGGCCUACAGUUCAACAGGAAACAUGGACAUAAACUGUAUUUGUUACGUUUUUGUACGUUAUUUAAACUCACUUCUACAUAAAGUAAAAGAGUAUAUGUAAACUGUUUAUUAAUCAACAAUUAUCUGUGCUAGUUAGUUUUCAUUUUUGUAUUUUUGUAAUGUAUUAUAAUGCGUACGAUAUAGAUGGAACUAUGUUGAUAAAUCAA
Messenger RNA from Strongylocentrotus purpuratus (purple sea urchin), 3958 nucleotides. RefSeq lists its product as uncharacterized. NCBI's taxonomy places the organism in Eukaryota, Metazoa, Echinodermata, Echinoidea, Camarodonta, Strongylocentrotidae. The record is from RefSeq and is a predicted model, not a curated record. The transcript is spliced from 13 exons. Bases 314 to 2755 code for a protein of 813 amino acids.